GUGGCUUCUUCACAACUUCCCAUCCCCAAGUAUGGGAGUCCUGGGAGAGAUUUUGAAAGGGAGUAAAAAAUAUCCUUUCUAGGGAUGACGGCACAGCUAACAUUUCAUAAUAGUAAGUAAUAUUUAUAUAGGACUUCAAGAUUUACAAAGAAUUUUACACACACUUUCUCCUUUGAUCCCUACAACAACUUUCUGAGGUAGGAAUUAUCAUUACCCCCGUUUUUCUGAGGAGAAAACUGGGGUUAAGUGAUUUGACCAGUCAGUAUGUGAAGCUGAAUUUAAAAUCAGAUCUUCCUGACUCCAGGUCCUGUACUCCAGCCUCUAGAUGACCUAGUAUGAGCUAGGACUCCCUAGGCUGACUUUUAUAAUUGUGAGAUUUGUAGAACACCUGGGUGGAAAAACUGCAUUAAAAAAAAUAAUAACUUUCCUCAGCACCACUAACUCUACUUUAGUAUAAGAUAGCCUUCCCAUAAUUCACCUUGUCACUCCACUGUCACUAUUUUCUAUCUUAGAUGGACAUCCCUACCUCAGAGUAAGACCUAAGCAACCUUAACUGGGUCCUGCCAAAAGCCCAGGACACACCCUGAACGUCUUUAAACUAUUACUCUUUCUUUAACCACUGAGUCCAACUAUCCACAUCCCAGACCCCUCCAAUCUUGAGACCAAAGGUAUUUAUGUGGUUGCAAGAAUUGGUCCAGUAAUCACAAUGGAGGAAACUGAGGCCAUAGGAAGAUGUGCGAUUGAACAGGUUAACCAAAAAGAAAAGACAUUUAUUAGGAAGUGAUGGAUCUACAGGGAAAGAAUAGCAGCUUCUCAUGCUCAUUCAUUUGCCUACUUAUUAGAAAUUGUAUCACUCCAUAGUAGACUGCAUAACCCCAGGAUGCCAGGCUAACAGGAAAAGUUUCUCUCAUCUCUAGCCUUAAUCCUUAAAUUUAAAAUUUAAAUUUAAAUUCUUAAAUUCCCCCACUAGACAUCCCAGGGUAAGUAACCCAAUGAACUCCCAAGAAAAUGGAAAAUUGCCUCUGAGGAUAGCCUCCUUCUGGCCUGUCAUCUUCCUAAUCCCUCCCCACUCACACAUUGAACAGACAGAAAGAGACACUCAGACACCCAUCUCUGUGACACAUACCACUCACACUGAUACACAGGGACACACCCACACGUAAGCACCCUCAUGCCCAGCUGCCUGUGGGCACAGUGCUAUAUAUCCAGAAGGGUAUCUAGAAAACCGACACAAUCCACAUAUACAUUCCUGAUGAUAUAAUCACAUGCAUCUAACCACAUAACAAGAGGUAGCAAUCUCUCUUGUUCGAAAUGAGCUCUUAGUGCUCCCUGGUUUUGUUUGUUUUUUUGUUUGGGGGGAAUUUUCCCCUAGAAGAAGGCUGAAAGUGCUGAAGUGACAGAGGACAUCACUGGGCGUUCUUUCCCUUCUAUUUCCCUGAAUCCUUAGUAUGCCUUUGUAUUUUCCUUGUCCAAACCCAUCUUCUCUCGGAGGAAAGUCCCAAAUUCUUUUCCCUGACACCUCCCUUCAGGAGAAUUACCAUUUUCCAGCCCCCAUCCUUUUCCUGACUUAAUUGAAGAUCCCAGGUCAAUACUGGCCCAAGCAGGAAGCCCUAGGUAUAGCACUAGACUUCCUGAAGAUGCUGCCACUUACUCCCACCCCAUCCUGACUCCACCCUAUAGUCCUACCCUGGGGCCAUGAAGUUUCUUGUUAGUUCUUAGCUCUUAUCUCGGAGGCUCAGGCACCAACACUGCCAGCUCUGUUCCUGGCCCACCCUGUCUGCUCAGAGAUCAGUCCAGAAUCAUGGGGAACUGUCUGCAUCGGGCAGGAUCCAAGCUUCAGAUCUCUGAAAACUUGACCAUCAAUGGUUUGGAAGAAGAGUGGGAUGCUCUAUGGAAUGACACUUACAACUAUACUGAUGCUGACCUGGACUUGGCUGCUCCUUGUCGUUCUUGUCUCCUGUUAGACAGCUCCUCACUGCCCUUUUUUGCCCUUACUAGUGCCUUAGGCAUCCUAGCUGGUGGGGCAUUGCUCUUUGUCCUCCUCAAACCCCUUGUCUGCCAGCACUUAUGCCCAGGCCGGGCCAUCCUGGCCCAAGUGGCUGGGGGCAGUACCCUCUUCAGUAUUGUUUUGCCCAUCUUGGCCCCAGGGUUGAAUCCCACCCCAGACAUCAUCCUCUGUAGUGUGGGGCAUGGACUCUGGUAUGCCUCUGCUUUUGCCCAGGCUCUGCUGCUGUGUGUGCACAUCUGGCUGGGUCCCAAACUGCCCCAAAGAUGGCUCCUCAAGCUCUCACUGACUCUGUGGGGUCUUGCUCUGCUGAUGGCCUUGCCUGUUGCCCUGGCCAGUGAUGUUACCACUGGAGUUUGCACCCUGUCCUUCAGCCCAGAUGUGUGGGUUUGGUGUGUGAUCCAUAUUGUGGUCUGCAUUGCUAUUUUCUUCAUUCUUCCCCUGAGCCUGGUUGGAGCAUGGGUAGUACAGAGGAUAAGAGGUGGAAGGUCAGGGCCAUGGGCUAAAGUCCUGUGGGUCUGGUUCCUGUUCUGGUGGCUUCAUGCAGUGGUGAUGGGGUCCGAUAUCCUGGUAAGGUCAGAUGCCUUAGUGAUAAAAACGUGCUUUGUCCAGCAGACGCUAGAUUUCUUGUUAGAUUCUGCAAAGAUCUUGGGGAUAUUGCACUGCCUAGUUACUCCACUGCUGCUGGCACUGUUUUGCCACUAUGUCACCUGGCCCCCCACAGUCAACCCACUCUAGAGCUUCCUUUCCCCGACCUCUCACCUCUCCCAAGCUUAUCCUGGCAUCUGGGCAUCCUGGGAGGCAAGCUUCAGUUCUCCCUGCUGCCAACUGACAUUAAAGUUUAUGUUGCUAUGAA
This is a messenger RNA of Sarcophilus harrisii (Tasmanian devil), 2861 nucleotides long. It is a transcript of the gene ACKR1, whose product is annotated as atypical chemokine receptor 1 (Duffy blood group). Gene Ontology annotation, cellular component: membrane. Gene Ontology annotation, biological process: chemokine-mediated signaling pathway; inflammatory response. The record is from RefSeq and is a predicted model, not a curated record. The coding region runs from base 1802 to 2743 and encodes 313 amino acids. Lineage: Eukaryota; Metazoa; Chordata; Mammalia; Dasyuromorphia; Dasyuridae. The transcript has 2 exons. Gene Ontology annotation, molecular function: chemokine binding.